Messenger RNA from Ixodes scapularis (black-legged tick), 1383 nucleotides. RefSeq lists its product as uncharacterized. The record is from RefSeq and is a predicted model, not a curated record. Lineage: Eukaryota; Metazoa; Arthropoda; Arachnida; Ixodida; Ixodidae. The transcript has a single exon. Bases 1 to 1383 code for a protein of 460 amino acids.
AUGAAGCAGCUUUGUGGGGGACUCCUUACACACCAUAUCUUGCACUCAAAUGACCCGGAGAGGAUUCUGUUCCUUAGCUUUGACUAUGUUCAAAUCUUGAAGAAUAUACGGUCCCAAUUCCUGGAACGCAACUUUGGAAAGGACAAUGAGAUCAAGUCCUUCUACCUCAAGAAGUUGUACGAGCUCCAGGGAGAGGCGGCUGUCAAGCCAGCCAGGUUCCUGAGUCGCAAACAUCUUUUCCCUAGCAGCAUAGAGAAAAUGAAUGCCAAGAGAGCAGUCCAGCUCUUCUCCCCUGAAGUGACCGCUGUGCUCAAGCACCUCCAGGAACAAGCUGGCCACACGAGUGACCUACUGUAUGCGGACGCAGGACCAACCAUCUUCUUCAUGGACUCUGUGUACCGCUGGUUCAUUUUGCAUGAUACCAGUAACUGCACACAACACAUACACCAACGCUACCCAGAUGUGCGCCAGUAUGAUCACCCAGACGACCCUCGUCUGGAAUGGCUCGAGUUUUCAUUCCCAGCCUAUCUCGAGCAGAUCAAGAACACGGCAAGCCCAUCACAGUUCCUGACGACAGAAACCUACGAAGCACUUCUCUUGACAACAUACUCGACAGUUGCAUGUGUACAACACCUUCUCACCAAGGAAGAGUUUGGAUUUGUAUUGACAAGGAAGUUCAGCAGCGACGCCAUUGAGUUCGUGUUUGGCUCAUUAAGACGAUCUCAAGGGUGCAAUGACCAGCUUAGCGUUCGAGCUGCAAUCUCAGGAAUUGCAAAGAUCCUGAAAACUGGUCUCAUCACAGCUUCCCAGCAGAGCGAUGUGUCGCAUGCUGCCUCGACCUCAUCGGGUAUGACUUCAGCAAUGCGGUGCAUACCACCAACAGUGUCAGCUGCCACGCCAUUCCAACUUCCACAGAGCGCAGCGGAAAUCUUAGAAAAGCUGUCAGAUCCCAAUGUACAAUACCUGCCAAGCCUCGAGCUGUCGGUGACAGCGCACGUUGGGGGCUACAUUGCCCGUGUUGUACAAGAACACUUUUCAUGCUUCUUCUGCAUACCUCUUCUUACAAAGCCGAAGACAAACAGUGCCCUGCAAGGGAUCACAAACCACCUGGACCGGGGAGGCCUUUUGUAUCCCUCAGAUAAACUCGCCCACCUUCUCAAUGCCCUCAGGAUGUUUGCAGCGGAUGUGUUGUCGCACAACCUCAGGAAUUGGCAGCCCCUCGAAACUCUUGUGAAGCUUGCACUGUCAGCAGUGUAUGACUCUCCUUUGCUGCUCUGCCCGACGAACAACAAGGCUCAUCGCCGUGAACUGAUCCAUCUUGUCUGCACAAAGUUCUUCAGACCGCUCCUUGUUAACUAUGCCUUCUGUCACACAGACCGGUAG